GAUUAUCAUCCACUUCUAUCAUAGAUAGCUAACAUACACUUCACUUCUCUCAGAUACUAGCCUGGUCCAUAGUAACCAACAAUGGAAGGUACCAGCCCAAACACGUUUACCUUCAUCACCACCACCAUCGACGCUCCAAGUCCAAGCAACCCUGAGAUAUCACCAUCUCCUUCUGCUCUUUCAGGACUCGCACAAACUUACCCUCCUGGUUUUUCCAGAAAGGUGUUUGCGGAGGUUAUCGGAACGUUUCUGUUGGUGUUCGUGGGAAGUGGUUCUGCGGGUCUCAGUGUUAUUGAUGAGAGCAGAGUGUCAAAGCUCGCAGCUUCGCUUGCUGCAGGACUCAUCGUCACAGUGAUGAUUUACUCAAUUGGACACAUUUCUGGAGCACACAUGAACCCUGCGGUUUCCCUUGCUUUUGCUGCCGUGAGGCAUUUUCCGUGGCCACAGGUCCCGUUUUACGUAGUAGCUCAACUCACUGGAUCCAUUUCUGCUUCAUACACAUUGCGAGAGCUUUUCCAGCCAUCAAAGGAAAUUGGGGGAACAACACCUGCUGGAUCACAUAUCCAAGCACUGAUCGUGGAAAUGGUGACUACUUUCACCAUGGUGUUCAUUUCCAUGGCCGUGGCCACUGACACAAACGCUACAGGACAACUAUCAGGAGUAGCAGUAGGUUGUUCUGUUAGCAUAUCAAGCAUUGUUGCCGGACCAAUAUCGGGGGGAUCAAUGAACCCAGCAAGGACAUUAGGUCCUGCAAUUGCAACAUCAACCUACAAGGGACUUUGGGUAUAUUUUGUUGGACCAAUUACUGGGGCAGUUUUAGCAGCAUGGUCUUACAACGUGAUUAGGGACACGGAACACCCUGGUUUUCCAUUUUCACUAUCCUCCCUUUCAUUCAAGGUACGCCAAAGCGUUAGUGGAACCAAAACCGACCAACGAAGCUUGGUUUGAAAACAACCGUGUAAUGUUUUCCACACCGCCCAAAUCAACGUCACCUUGAAUGUCUUGUCAUCGAGGAUCUCAAGUUCCACAUGUAGUAUCAUCAAUGCCAUACUACACCAUGGUAUUAUUAGUUUGUCCAUGUAUGAACUUUGAGGGUUAUGAUGAGCCAUGUAUAAUGCAAAAAUGUGUAGUGUGUUUAUCCUACAUUAAUGAAAUGUCAGUUUCAUAUGAAAUGCAAUGCAGACAACAAAUCGGAUGCUAUUAAUGCUAA
Molecule: messenger RNA, 1210 nt
Organism: Vigna angularis (adzuki bean)
Lineage: Eukaryota; Viridiplantae; Streptophyta; Magnoliopsida; Fabales; Fabaceae
Product: aquaporin NIP2-1-like
Exons: 5
Coding region: 82-948 (288 amino acids)
Biological process (GO): transmembrane transport
Cellular component (GO): membrane
Molecular function (GO): channel activity
Source: RefSeq, a predicted model, not a curated record